UGCUGCACAAAACCAAGCCCCAAGAGAGAGAGAGAGAAAGCAAACAGAACCCCCAAAACGCUGCGUUUCAACCCUCCUCUCCUCAUCAAACCCUAAUUUCAACCUCGCCUUCUUUUUUCACCAUGGACAACCUCUCCCAUUCUCGCCGCCCCAACCCCAAAGUGAUCACCAAUGGCGGCGGCGGCGGCUUCCUCGCCAAGACCCUCUACGACGACGUCUACGGCGGCCCUCCCAAGUUCGGCCUCUCCUCCUCCUCCUGCUCCUCCCUCUCGCCGCGCCUCGAGGACUACAGCGAGAUAUUCGGCGCGUUCAGCGGCUCACGCGCCUCCUCGAUUCCCGUGCUCGAGCUCCCCGUCGCCGACGACGACGAGAAUGACGAGUUUUUCGAUGUGCGGAGCUCCGGGUUUGACUACUCCGAGGUGUUCGGAGGCUUCGACGGCCUGGAUUUCGCCGUCGCCUACGACGACCUGGUCAAGCAGAAACACGACGGCGCCGGCGACGGUGAUUCCUCCGACGAAGCUUGGACUCCAGAAGGAUCUGGGUCUGUCUCAGGAGAGUCGAAUCAUUCGUUGAAGAACCAGAUCUUUUCAGACGGAGAUCCUUACUAUUCAUUUGAUGGCAGCUCUGAGUUUGGCAUUUCAUAUAACAAGGCUCAUAAAAAAAACAAUAAAGAAUCUUUGAAUGGGAGGACUCAUGCAAAUCUGGUACCUGCUGCUAGUGCAUACAGAUAUAUGCCAGAUGAAAUUACUCCCGUGCGACAGACAAAAUUCGACAAUCCAAGCUUGCAGGUGACUGAUGAUAGAAAGUGCAAUAUGUACUCUAAUGUGGAAAUGGUAAAUGAAAAGCAUCUCAGAAAGACUGUGUCACUUCCCUUUAAUGGUAGUUCAGCCGAACAGGCUUAUGGAGACAGCCAGAAACCUGAAAGAGGAUCUGGUAGAAAUGGUUCUCGUCAUAAAGAGCCAUUUGUAACUAUAUCAGAUAUAAAUCUCAGGACUCAGCCCUCUCAUUUGCCACCACCUUGUCGGCCGCCGCCCAUAUUUGAUGGCAACAGUGGAGAUUCUGGUAGACUGUCUUCCAAUUCUAACACCAUUUCGUCUGAUGAGAGAUCAGGUGAUAUUUCACCCCCUUUCUUUGAUGUAGAGGUAGAUGCAAGUUCAUCUGCUGCAGUGUCUGCGGCAGCUAUGAAAGAAGCAAUGGAGAAAGCUAGAAUACAAUUGAGAAGUGCAAAGGAGUUAAUGCAGAGGAAGAAAGAGGGUUCUCAUAGCCGUUCAAAAUCCCGGUCAAAGAAAGAAAAUAAAGAGGAAGGAAAGGUGGGUAAGUUUGAUGAUGGUUCCAGCAGUAAGAAAGACGAUAGAGUCCGGGGAACUUCUGAGAGAGAAGAUAGUAGAAUGAAAUUUGCUGUUAGUGAGGAAAAGCAGAAGGCUUUGAAGAAAGUCAGAGAAGAUCCAGAAUCUUUAAGAGAUGAAAAAUCUUUGGAGGCAGCUAAAACUCUUGUUCAGGAGAAGCAUGCGAAGGAAUCCUGGUCAUCUCAGCGGUCUUUCCAAAUUGAUGAAGCUAGUGAAUGGCAAGAAGCAACACAGUAUUUUGAAUUGGUGGCAUUAGUUGACACCAAGAAAGCUUUUGAGCUAGCAAAUAAAGAUAAGAAUUUGGUUCAGACUGCAAAAGCUGAUAAAAAAGUUAGUGCCGUUAUUGAAGUUCAUGAUCCAGAAGAUCUAGAGAAGAAACGUCGUGAAUUGGAGGAAUGCAAUGCAAGAUCAAAAGAUGCUAAAGAGUCACGGGGGUGGAAAGAGCAUGAGAAAAUGGUAAAAGUGACUCGAGAAACUUUUGAGAAGGGGGAGAAUGGGUUGAGUUUGGGAACAGGCAAGCUGCCUGCAGAGUCUGUGAAGCAAAGAGGCAGAUCUGCGAAAUCAGAGAAGUAUGACAAUAUGGCAGAGAUUCAAGGUAAAGAAAAUAAGUUCAAUGUUGAAAAUGCUAUGCAGCAGAAGGACAAUGAAGUGAAAUUAAAAGAAAAUGAUAAAGCAAUUAGAAUCGAGGAAAGACAUAAGGAAUCUCAUGGAAGAGAAGGCAUUGAGAACAGACAAAAGUCUUUGGAGCAGGAAGAGAAUGAAAGAAGGCUCGAGGAGGCGUUAAAACAAGCUGAAAAUGAGCGGAGACUGAAGGAGGUUCUUGAGAAGGAAGAAAAUGAGAAAAGGUUAAAGGAGGCCCAAGAGCAGGUAGAAAAUGAGAAGAGGCUGAAAAGGGCUCUAGAGUUGCAAGAGAAUGAGAAGAAAUUAAAGGAGGCUCUCGAACAAGAAAACAAAAAGAGACAGAAAGAGGCUGCUCAAAGAGAAGAAAAUGAGAAGAGACUUAAGGAGGUUCUUGAGAAGGAAGAAAUCAAGAAGAGGUUAAAGGAAGAAAAUGAGGAGAGGCUGAAAAAGGCUCUAGAGUUGCAAGAGAAUGAGAAGAGAAUAAAGGAGGCUCUCGAACAAGAAAACAAAAAGGGACAGAAAGAGGCUGCUCAAAGAGAAGAAAAUGAGAAGCGGCUAAAAGAAGCUCUUGAGUUUGAAGAAUAUCAGAAGAGACAAAAGGAUGGCCGUGAAAGAGAGGAAAAUGAGCGCAGGCUUAAAAUGGCUCAUGCUCGUGAGCAGCAGUACGCCAUAAACAGAUUGAAGGAGUCUCAGGAAAAAGCAUAUAAGCAGGCGGAAAUUCAGCAAAAGUUAGAUGAGGCUAGUGUGUCGGAAGAGACCAAGAAGAAUAUUUUAGUUGCUGAUGACAGGGAAGAAGUGGAAGUCCUAAACAAAACGCAAAAGGGAACAGAGAGAAAUGAGAAUGUUCAGGAACUCAGGUCGGUUAAAGGAACCCAUUUGCCCAUGGAAGAAGUAGAGGAUCACAAGUUAUCUGAUGAGACAUGCAACCAGGAUUGCAAUGAGAACUUUCAAGCAACUCAAAUAGCAAGAAACCAUGAUGAAAACAGUGAAACAAUGAAGGAAUAUCAAGAGGUGCAUGCUCAUGAAGAAAAUGGAAAGAAAAAGUCCAACAACAAACAUAGUGAUACAAUGUCAGGUCCAGAAGUUGUUGAACCAGUAAAGGUGUCUCUUGAUUUAGAAAACAAAGAGAAGCAGUUCAGAAGGAAAAAUGCUGAUGAAUCUCUUCCCUUAGAUCCCUCUGUGAAGAAAACAAAGGAAGAAAUUAUUGCUGAACCUUGCAUUAGGAAAGGAGAAAUGGGGGGAGUUAAAAUGACAAAUGGGCCGGUUGAUGAGCAGUUCAAAGCAUCUUGCUUAUCUGGCUUGGCCCAAGUAGGCACAGAAUCUGGAAAGAGCUAUUUCAGAAUGGAUGAUGCCUAUGAGUUGAUUCCUUUUGUCAACUUUGUGAAGAAAGCAGUAGAAGCUAGCUCUGGCACUGAAAUACCACAGCCAAAAUUCAAUAGUACCUCUCAGAAGGACUUUGAUCAUGAAACCCAAAAGAUGGAAGGUGCCCAGGAAUGGAAAGAGAGAGAAAAGGACUCGAAGCAAGUCCAUGCUUCCUCAAAUCGGGAAGAAAACUUGGCAGCCGAACCUGUGAAAGAGUUUGUUGACAGUAGAAGGAAAACAGAAGCAGCUUAUCCAGCUAUGGCAGAAAUAAACAACCGGAAAUCAUCUCAGCAAGUUAAUGCAAGCCAGGCACCGGGGAGGAAAGUCAAUAAUCUUAGAGAAGACCCACUAAAUGGGGAGAAAGAAACAGAAAAGUUGAAAAGAGAAAGAGAGCUUGAAAAUGAUCGCCUUAGGAAGAUUGAGGAAGAAAGAGAAAGGGAGAGGGAAAGAGAAAAGGACAGGAUGGCUGUUGACAGGGCAACACUUGAAGCUCGCGACUGGGCGUACGUGGAAGCUCGUGAGAGAGCAGAAAGGGUUGCUUUAGAGAGAGCAACAGCUGACGCUCGACAAAGAGCAAUGGCAGAGGCUCGUGAAAGAUUAGAGAAAGCAUGUGCAGAGGCCAGGGAGAAGUCAUUAGCAGGGAAGGCAGCUAUGGAGGCCAGGCUCAAGGCAGAGCGUGCUGCAGUGGAGAGGGCAACUGCAGAGGCUCGAGAGCGUGCUGCAGAAAAGCUAAUGGCUGAAAGGGAACGAGUACAGAGAUCUGUUUCUGACAAAUUUAGUGUGUCUUCUAGAAAUAACGGGUUGAGACAUUGCUCUUCAUCCUCGGAUCUUCAGGACCCACAGAAACCAAGACACCCAUAUUCUACAGCUUAUGGUGAGAGAUAUGAAGGAGAGGAAGGUGAAUCAGCUCAAAGGUGUAAGGCUAGACUAGAGAGACAUGCUAGAACAGCUGAACGAGCGGCAAAAGCUCUGGCGGAGAAGAAUAUGCGUGAUCUUCUUGCACAAAGAGAGCAAGCAGAGAGAAAUAGAUUAGCCGAGACUCUGGAUGCAGAUGUCAAGCGGUGGUCAAGCGGAAAAGAAGGGAACUUGCGUGCCUUACUUUCGACUUUACAAUAUAUCCUUGGGUCUGAUAGUGGUUGGCAGCCUAUUCCCUUGACAGAAGUGAUAACUGCUGCUGCUGUAAAGAAAGCUUACAGGAAAGCCACUCUCUGUGUUCAUCCUGACAAAUUACAACAACGUGGUGCCAGUAUUCAUCAGAAGUACAUAUGUGAAAAAGUUUUCGAUCUUCUAAAGGAAGCUUGGAACAAAUUCAACUCAGAAGAGCGGUAACGCAGGCCUUCAUGCAUGAUAUGAGAUGCGGCAAAGU
Messenger RNA from Fragaria vesca subsp. vesca, 4695 nucleotides. RefSeq lists its product as uncharacterized. The record is from RefSeq and is a predicted model, not a curated record. The transcript is spliced from 8 exons. Gene Ontology annotation, cellular component: cytoplasm; vesicle; intracellular membrane-bounded organelle. Gene Ontology annotation, molecular function: clathrin binding. The coding region runs from base 123 to 4658 and encodes 1511 amino acids. Lineage: Eukaryota; Viridiplantae; Streptophyta; Magnoliopsida; Rosales; Rosaceae. Gene Ontology annotation, biological process: clathrin coat disassembly; clathrin-dependent endocytosis.